Molecule: messenger RNA, 936 nt
Organism: Dermatophagoides pteronyssinus (European house dust mite)
Lineage: Eukaryota; Metazoa; Arthropoda; Arachnida; Sarcoptiformes; Pyroglyphidae
Product: thiamine pyrophosphokinase 1
Biological process (GO): thiamine diphosphate biosynthetic process; thiamine metabolic process
Molecular function (GO): ATP binding; thiamine binding; thiamine diphosphokinase activity
Source: RefSeq, a predicted model, not a curated record
AAUACCAGAUGAUUGUAGCAAUUAUUUUGCAAUAUCAUCAACAAAGUUUUUGGAGUGUUUGCACAAUUUAAAAAAAUGGCUACAAUUGAUCAAGAAAUCCUGGAUUUUGAUUGGGAAAAUUGUAUCGAAAUAAUCAAAUCUCAUGGAAAAGGAAAAAAUUUUGCCGUAAUGUUAUUGAAUCAUUGUUUUGAUACAAUAUUAUCGAAAUUUGCAUCAAUGGAACAAUUUUUCGAAACUGAAAAGUUUCAAAAUUUUCAACAAAUCUGGAACAAUUGUUUUGUUCGUAUGACAGUGGAUGGCGGUACUAAUAGCUUAUAUAAUAUGCAGCAAUCUAAUGGUAACCUAUUCGAUCCAACAUUUAUAACCGGUGAUUUUGAUUCUAUUCAAUCGAAAGUAAUGGAUCACUUUAAACAAUGUGAUGGAAAAAUAAAAAUUUUACAUACACCCGAUCAAAAUCAUACUGAUUUUGAAAAAGCAUUGUUUAUUUUGGAUGAACAGGUUUUGAAUUCAGUAAAUAUUGCUGCUACAAAUACUGCAUUGGAUUGUAUUUUAGUAUUUUUUUCAAAUUCUGGUCGAAUCGAUCAAUAUCUAUCGAUUUUAUCUACUGUUCAUAAUUUUACUAAUAACAGAGAAAAAUUUCCGCCCAUAAUUUUAGUCGAUAUGGUUGAUUCGAUUAGUUUCGUACUCAAAAAGGGUUCACAUCGAAUAUCAAAAAUUUCCAAUUCAAAAUGGUGUUCAUUGAUACCAUUAUGCGGGCCAGUUAAAAUUAAAACAAUUGGUUUACAUUGGAAUUUGGAUAAAAAUUCUAUGCUUGAAUUUGGAAAAUUUAUCAGUUCAUCAAAUGAAUUUGAUCAAAAUAACAAUACAGUUAUGGUUGAUGUUGAUGAAAAGCCUGUUCUAUUCUCUACAGAAUUUCAUCUGUAAUAAAACAACAAC